Molecule: messenger RNA, 3411 nt
Organism: Amphibalanus amphitrite
Lineage: Eukaryota; Metazoa; Arthropoda; Thecostraca; Balanomorpha; Balanidae
Product: tyrosine-protein phosphatase 99A-like
Exons: 12
Coding region: 446-2104 (552 amino acids)
Biological process (GO): protein dephosphorylation
Molecular function (GO): protein tyrosine phosphatase activity
Source: RefSeq, a predicted model, not a curated record
AAAAAACUCAAAUCUGAUCUUAGGCUAUAAUCACCAAACUUCCCUAAGUAGCAGAGCGCAUCACUACAAAGCACAAUAUCAUGGCUCUGCAUGUAUGACCAGACCGGGCCAAACUUUCCAUGAUGCACUCAUGAUGUACUCUCAUCUGCUCUAAGACCUCAUUGACCACCAUCGCUCACAGCUGUUAUCUGGGGCCCGCAGAAGACGCCAGCUGAAGCGCUGCUCGAUCGACUCGGACCUGAAGUCGUCAGGGAGCCGUGGCCGGACGGUCGGCUGGCCGGCACCCUCGCACGAGGCGGUGCCUGCCCGGCUGUUUGCUCAACACGUUCACCAACUGCAUGCUGAUGGUGGUGCCGGCCUGCUGAGGGACUGGCAGACCCUGCAGACCGCGCAGACCCUGACCGACGAGACGCAGACCAAACUUGUAGAACAGAUCGAUGGUCGUAUGAUGCGGGUUCACCUCCCAUCGCGUCUGUACCGCGCUCGUACCGCGCUUGUACUGCCCGCGUACCAUGUGGACGGGUACCGCCGGGCGCGGGCGUUCAUAGUGACAGAGCGCCCCGGCCCCGGGACCUCCUCUGAGGGCUUCUGGAAGCUGAUUUGGGAUCAGGGAGUCACCACUGCAGUCAGCAUCGGCGCUUAUCAGGCGUCUGUGACGUCACGUCUGCCGCCCGAGGCGGGCCAGGCGCGACCUUGCGGUGACCUUGAGCUGCGCUGCAUCGGCGACCACCUGCAGGCGGGCUGUGAGGUCUCCGAGGUGGUCAUCACCAAGCGAAAGAAGGAGAGGCGACUGAUCAUGUACCAGUUCACCGACUGUACCGAGUCAGGUCUGCCAGACGAUCCCCUGCCGCUACUGCAGCUAGUGCGGCGCACCCAGGUCACGGCAGAGGUCACUGCUACCACUACAGCUACUGCUACGGCAGCUCCACCGGUCCUGGUCGUCACAGGGUUGGACGGCCGAGGCACCGGUCUGUACGUGGGACUGGCGACUCUACUUACCCAGCUGUCUCGCAACCAAGAGCUGGCCGUUCUCUCCUACUGUCAACAUAUCGUAGGUCAGUGUCCUCGUCUCUUAGGGACACUAGAAGAGUACUCGCUCCUCCACGAGUGUCUCUUGGAGCGAGUCUCGGUCGGGGAGACGCUGGUUCCUCGCGACUCGGCUCAGACCUACACAGAGAGACUGCAGGGCGGCGGGAGACACAGCUUUCCCUACCCGACCGCCGAGACACAGUAUAAGAGCGUGAUAGCGCUGGGCGCGCGUCACUUCACGGUCGUCUCUGCCGCCAAGCCGUGUAACGAGGCCAAGAACCGCAGUCUCAGCUUCAUCCCGAUGGAGCCGUCACGGGUGCUGCUGCCGGGGGACGCUGCGCUGGAGGGCGCCAGCUACAUCAACGCCUCCUGGCUGCCAGGAUACCGAGUGAUGCGGGAAUACAUCCUAACUCAGCACCCGCUGCCGAGCACUGUGAUCGACUUCUGGCAGAUGGUCUGGCACUACCGAAUCACGACCGUGGCCUGCCUCUCUCCGGAGGGCUGCGGCGUGUUCUGGCCUUCUGAAGAGGAGGUCAUCCGAGGGUCCAACUUCGUCGUGCGAUACAUGUCCGAGAGCGCCGACUGCAGCGCCACCUACAAGACGUCCUGGGUGAUCCGCUCAUUUCUGCUGCAGUCCACUGUGGGUACCACUGAUGACGUCACGGCCCGGGUGGUCCACCUGCCACUCUGGCCGGAGGAGUGCUCGCUGGACUCAGUGAUGGAGGGGGUCGUCGGAGUGCGGAACAUCCAGGGUGACCGGCUGAACCCACUCGUGGUCGUCGAUAAGUACGGAGGUACCGAGGGAGCCAGCUUUUGCUUACUGAGCACUGUACUGCGGCAGCUUGAACAGGAAGCCAGCUUCGACAUAUUCACAUUCGCCAAGCUCUACCACCAGCGGCGACCGGGAAUCUGGAAAAACAUGCGUGAGUACCUGUACCUGUACCACGCGGUACAGGAGUGGCUGACCUCGCGAGGUCACGGUACUCUGCGGAGAGCUGGCUCCUGCACCAGUCUCUGUGAGAACCGCACCCCGACAGAGGUCAGCGUCACUGGUCUGCACGGCGUUAUGGUUUGAAUGGGGGACGUCACAUACGGCGUCAUUGUGUGAUGUGAGAGUGAUACGUCAUGUAUGACGUCAUGAUAUGAUGUGUGACGUCACAUGCGUCAUCAUAAUAUGAUGUGUUACAUCAUAUAUGACGUUGCGGUAUUACCUAUGUGUGACGCCAUACACGGCGUCAUAGUAAUAUGAUGUGUGACGACGUCAUAUGAAGUGUCAUGCAUGACGUCAUAUACGAUGUCGUGGGCUGAUGUGUGAUCCUUGUAUGCUGCAAUGUAUAAUGCCAUGUAUGACGUGAUGUAUGACCACAUGGUAUGAUGUGUAACGUCACAUACGUCGUCACGGCCUGAUGUGAGUCGUCGACACUACUUUGGCGCCAUGCUCUUCUCGGUGACGUCACUUAGGCAGAUUGUUGUUUGAUGUGUGACGUCAUUAUGACGUGUGACAUCAGCCACGUUGUGUCAUGACGCUAUUAUCAAUGCUUGUGAAUGGAGGUGAUCGGUGACGCACUAGCGCAGUGACUGAAACCGGUGUUUGACGGAACUGUGCGAUCAUUCAGUUGGCCAGUGUCGUGAUGUUAUAGGGCGACCAUGUGAUGUGACUGUAGUAUGAUAGGUAAAGUGACAUGAAAUGAGGGAUGUCGACACUAAAUACGUUGCUACCCAGCACCGACAUUGCAAGAAAGAGAGGACUACUCUCAUUUUACGGUUUGUGAAGCAUACGCGUCACAAAAGAGACUCUCGAAAAGUCAAACCCGCGUGUGGAAGGUGUGUUUUAAUCGUGGCACAUGGAGAUGAGAUGGGGCGCUUUCUUGAGAUGAGGUCACCUAAUGUGACAUGGUAAUAUGACCUCAGUUGACCUAGGUGACAUCUUCUGUGCGCAAGUGCAGAGAAGAUGUGUGAAAAGAUGUGCCAAAAAAGAAAAAGCAGACGAAUUAAACGCCCCAUUCCCUUUCCCGCCACGUCGAAGCUAAAAAGUCAACCGUUGAAGUGAGAUAUACAUCUUCACGGCUACGUUUGUAGUCAUUAUCUUGAUUAUGCCAUUAUGCAGUGGCAAUUUCAACUUUUGAUGACCUUUCCGUUUUCCAUUUAGUUCCGUAUUAGGGUUGUGAAUUGUGAUGAGAGAGAGAAAUCUAACAAUGUAGAGCAUCGCGCAAGCGAAGUGUGUUAUUUCUUAUGACGUAUUCGUGAUGAUAUCCUGUAUCCUGUAUGAUAAAGGCUUGCUGCUGCAUAUAAAAUCGCUUUUUGUGUAAUGAGAGGCUUAUCUCUUCAUAUUGUAACACAUUAAAAUGAGGUCGGAAUACACCAGACGAAUUCGUUAAAUUA